AUGUCCAUCGAAAACCUCAAGACCUUCGACCCCUUCGCCGAAGCUGACGAAGACACCGGCGAGACUAAACAGUCUCAGAACUAUAUCCAUAUACGGAUUCAACAGCGCAAUGGUCGCAAGACCUUGACCACGGUCCAGGGUCUCCCUAAGAAAUUCGAUCAGAAGAAGAUUUUGAAGGUGAUCAAGAAGAAAUUCGCUUGCAAUGGCACGAUCGUCAACGACACUGAGAUGGGUGAGGUGAUCCAGCUCCAAGGAGAUCAGCGCAAGGAUGUUCAGGAGUUCUUGACCGACAAGAAGGAGGGCCUUGAGCUUGAUGCCAAGACCAUCAAGGUCCACGGUUUCUAA
Messenger RNA from Aspergillus calidoustus, 345 nucleotides. Lineage: Eukaryota; Fungi; Ascomycota; Eurotiomycetes; Eurotiales; Aspergillaceae. The record is from the annotation of a GenBank genome assembly.